AUGGGUACCAUCAAUACUCUACAUGAUCAAUUAGGAAAUCUUAUAACUAAACCUUGUGACAUCAAGGCAGUGAACUUCUUCCAGGAACUAUUAGAUGGUCGAAUGGUCAUUGCUAAGGAUUUUAUAGACUUCUGCGUGCCUGUUGACGACCAGGAAAUUCCUCAUGCACUUUCUAGUAUCUCGAAUGAAUAUGCUCCAAUUCUUGAUGGAAUUGGACCAAAGGUCUUCAAGGAUGCUUGGAAUCUCAUUGGAGAAGACUUUACAAGAUCAAUCAAGGACUUCUUUUCCUCGUAUAAACUCCCACAAGGCAUGAAUGCAACUGCUAUAUGGUAUAUUCCUGAAAUUCCAUGUCCUAAUACUCCUGCAGAUUUCACACUUGCAGAUUUAAUUUGA
Oldenlandia corymbosa var. corymbosa is the source of this 393-nucleotide messenger RNA. Lineage: Eukaryota; Viridiplantae; Streptophyta; Magnoliopsida; Gentianales; Rubiaceae. The record is from the annotation of a GenBank genome assembly.